AUGAGACCCAAUACAUCCCUCCUUUUAGCAUGGGCUCUCCCUCUGGCCCUGGCGGUCCCAGCACCACUUCCUGUUGAGGAUCGUUCUGCCUUGGAACAACAAAACGCUUAUCUGGAACAUCUGGAACAACGCGCUCCUAAUGAGGAGGGAGCUACUAUAGAAGAGCGGGCUCUUCUCGAAGAACGGUGCGGUGGUGGCGGAUGUGGUAGCUGCACAGGUAGCGGGUGCGGUGGUGUCCAAGUCGCCGCCGUUCCAGAAGUUAUUCAGAGCAGUCCGUGCACCACGUGCGGGGAGGUUGUCGUUCCUGGACCACCAGGACCACCUGGACCUCCUGGACCGCCAGGAAUCUCCACUAUUGGUCCUCCAGGACCUCCUGGAAUGCCUGGCGGUCCCGGUCCAGUAGGUCCUCCUGGCCUUCCUGGCGGUCCCGGUCCAGUCCUCCUGGCCUUCCUGGCGGUCCCGGUCCCGUCGGUCCUCCCGGUCUCCCUGGCGGUCCCGGUCCCGUUGGUCCUCCUGGUCUACCUGGUGCUCCUGGUCCUGUUGGUCCUCCCGGGGGUCCUGGCAUCCCUGGACCCCCUGGGCCAGUGGGUGCUCCCGGGGUGGGCGUCGUCGGACCCCCGGGACCACCGGGACCUAUUGGACCAACCGCUAUCCCUUACCUCAGCUAUGGACUUGGGUAUCCUGGGGGAUAUGGAUAUGGCGGAUUUGGCGUCCGGGGAAUCGGGUACCCUGGAUAUGGCUAUGGUGGUUAUGGAGGAUAUGGGUUUGGAGUGCGUGGCAUUGGGGGAUAUGGAGGAUAUGGCGGUUAUGGAGGGUUUGGUGCCCGUGGUUUGGGAGGAUACGGAGGGUAUGGAGGAUAUGGAGGAUAUGGUGGGGGUUUUGGCGCCCGUGGAUUUGGAGGUCGUCCGUGAACAACAACAGGAUUGGACGUGACACUUCUGCGCUGUCACGUGUUUGAAUGCUACUGAUCUUGGUCAGUUGCUAUAUGCCCGCAGGAUUCCUACCAUCACAUUCAUUUUUUUUUGCCAGGUAGCUACCUAUGUACCUAAUGUUUAUUCAUAGUUGCGCAGCGCUGAAUGAAUCUUAUUUGUUAAAGGAGAAAGAUGUCAUGGACUGAAACAUUAAAUUAGACAUUACGC
Molecule: messenger RNA, 1139 nt
Organism: Podospora pseudopauciseta
Lineage: Eukaryota; Fungi; Ascomycota; Sordariomycetes; Sordariales; Podosporaceae
Source: RefSeq, a predicted model, not a curated record